UAGUCGUUUUACCGUGAUUCUAUUGUGUUUUUCCGGUGUUUAUUGCAUACCGUUUACGGUUGACAAUUUAGAUUUGGAUGGACUAAGAAAAAUGAUAAACGGCGGAACCACCUUUAAAGAAUGGGACGCAGCUAUGGACCAGAGUGUACUUUUGAAAAAUGCCUAUGGCUCAACAGUCCCCGUCGACGUUAAGGGAGCUGUGGACUAUUUUUCGCAACUAACCCACGACCGUGCUGUGACGCAAUUCGGAUUAGUCCACAACGUUAUCAAAACAGCUUAUCAAUGCACGUUAGCCAAGUACGCAAGCCUAACCACUUUCACGGUGAUCAGGGACAUGCGAGAACUCAAAGCGAGCAUAGGCAAUGCAAUACAAUUGAUGGAACAGCAAUCUGCGGUUUGUCUUGAUCGUCGAAAUUUGUUCGGAAAUAGAGAUUUUCGAGAAAAACUUUACGGUCUGUGCAUGGGUCAACUUCACUCGGACUAUGACUUCAAAAUGUCAAAUGAUAACAUAUUUCAAAUACUCACCGCCCACAUUCACUUCACGCGGUUUUCAAAGGAACUGCACAAUAUGUGGGCAGCGAUCGUGGAAAAAAAUCUCAAGUUAAAAAUCAAGUACAACGUCAAUACCGAUGUGAUAAGAUCUAGGUUUGCAAACGAAUACGACGAUCCGAUCAUCGACAUGAUCGACGAACUCGACUGUGUUCUGAACGAGGCCAUUAGAAUAUUCGACAAUUUCGUCAUGGAAAACUGUAUACGACACGAUGGCAAUUUUGUAAAGAAUUUCCGAUCUCUAAGAACAAGCUUCCGCGAAGAUUUCAUGUGGCUUAUGACGUUUUGUGAUAAUAUGAAGGCCGGAGAUCCUGAUUUGGGAUUGUACACGGAUUUUUCAAAGCCCAGUCCGGAAGCAACGCAUGAAAGUGACGAAAUAUUGGCUUCGGGUUGCUUCAUAGAGAAAAUGCAAUUCGAAAUCUCUGGUUUAAAAAUGGAUUUACCAAAUACUACCGGCUCAAUGGAAACGUAUGACGUCAUCGACAAUAAAUGCUUAUCCAAAUCAAUUCAAAUGACUCAUAUUCAAACCAUAAACAAGAAAGAGCCAAAAGUAGGUAUGAUAAUGUUUCGCGACGACGAAUAUUGGCACGACAGCCAUCCGUCUAAACCGUAUGUGGACUGAGAGCAUCAGUAUAGUCAGCAAGGUAGCACACGUUAAGUAUUAUCCCUAACGAAAAUCAAAAUUGGAUCAUCUGGUAUUAAAAACAUACAAUGACAUGUCUCCAAUAAUAGUCGAAAAUAAUAUAACAUGUUAAAAAUCUGUUUAAAUACAUAAACUGUAC
Adelges cooleyi (spruce gall adelgid) is the source of this 1331-nucleotide messenger RNA. RefSeq lists its product as uncharacterized. The transcript has 3 exons. The coding region runs from base 92 to 1171 and encodes 359 amino acids. The record is from RefSeq and is a predicted model, not a curated record. NCBI's taxonomy places the organism in Eukaryota, Metazoa, Arthropoda, Insecta, Hemiptera, Adelgidae.